This is a messenger RNA of Sceloporus undulatus (fence lizard), 390 nucleotides long. RefSeq names its product T-cell immunomodulatory protein-like. The annotation marks the transcript as partial. The record is from RefSeq and is a predicted model, not a curated record. Lineage: Eukaryota; Metazoa; Chordata; Lepidosauria; Squamata; Phrynosomatidae. The transcript is spliced from 3 exons.
UCGAGGACUCCGCGAAGGCUAUGCUUUUGGCUGCGGAGGGACGGUCUUCUCGGGCUUCCGUCUCCUUCGCCUCAGGAUGGGGCUGGUCUCCGGCGGAGGCUGGGCGGCGUUCUCCCUCCUCGCCCUCCUCCUUCCGCUGCUGAGGCCCAGCGGCGCCCUGCAGAACGUCACCCCGCAGCUCUUCGGGCCCCAGGCCUUCGGGAGGCUGGCCGCCUUCGGGGAUUUCAACUCCGACAAGCAGACGGACCUCUUCGUCCUGAGGGGAGAUGACUUUAAUUUGAUAAGGAAGGUACAUGAAGAAGAGAAAACAAUAAAGAACAGUGAAUUAAAUAUCUUCCUGGCAGACCAAAAAGAACCUUAUUUUAAACCCAAAGUGAAGUUACUAUUAAC